CACAGAGUUUAGGGUUUAGCAGCGAAACAAAUCAGAAGAAGAGAAAGAGAAAAUCGAAGGUAGAAGAAGCAAUGGAGGGUCUGACGGAGGCAGUGAACGACAUGCACGUCACGGAGUCGGCGGCGAACAAGAAGAAUCAUCGCCUCCAGAAUCGCAUCCAAGUCUCCAACACCAAGAAACCCCUCUUCUUCUAUGUCAAUCUCGCCAAGAAGUACAUGCAGCUCAACAAUGAGGUCGAGCUUUCCGGUCUCGGAAUGGCUAUUGCUACAGUUGUCACCAUUGCUGAGAUUCUCAAGAACAAUGGAUUGGCUGUCGAGAAGAAGAUCAUCACCAAAACUGUUGACAUGAGGGAGGAUGCAGGAGGGCGCCCAAUUCAGAAAGCAAAGAUUGAAAUACUGCUUGGAAAGUCAGACAAGUUUGAUGAGAUACUGGCUGCUGCAGCUGAGGAAGCCAAUGAAUAUGAGGACCAGAGUUGAAAUGUGCUGUUUCAGAUUGCAGUAACUGAUAACUUCUUUUAAGCUGUGGAUGUCUAACUUCUGUUCGUAGAUUGGCUUCUCCAAGUGAUUUUUGUUUAGCUAUUAUAAUAUCAACUUUCUCGUUUAGGAAUUGUUGUAAGAUGCAGUUCUCUCUGCUAAAUUUGAAUAUGAAGAGUUCAGUGUUGGAUCAGUUCAGUGUUUGAGAAUCUUAUAAUAUGAAGACUUUGAGUUUUCUUUGCUGGU
Messenger RNA from Fragaria vesca subsp. vesca, 719 nucleotides. RefSeq lists its product as uncharacterized. Gene Ontology annotation, cellular component: nucleus. The transcript has 5 exons. Lineage: Eukaryota; Viridiplantae; Streptophyta; Magnoliopsida; Rosales; Rosaceae. Bases 72 to 476 code for a protein of 134 amino acids. Gene Ontology annotation, molecular function: RNA binding. The record is from RefSeq and is a predicted model, not a curated record.